This is a messenger RNA of Grosmannia clavigera kw1407, 2304 nucleotides long. Its product is annotated as cobalamin-independent methionine synthase d. The record is from RefSeq and is a predicted model, not a curated record. The transcript has 3 exons. The coding region runs from base 1 to 2304 and encodes 767 amino acids. Gene Ontology annotation, molecular function: zinc ion binding; 5-methyltetrahydropteroyltriglutamate-homocysteine S-methyltransferase activity. NCBI's taxonomy places the organism in Eukaryota, Fungi, Ascomycota, Sordariomycetes, Ophiostomatales, Ophiostomataceae.
AUGGUUCAAUCCGCGAUUCUGGGUUUCCCUCGUAUGGGAGUCAACCGUGACUUGAAGAAGGCUACCGAAGCUUACUGGGGAGGCAAGAUCACUCAGGUCGACCUGCUCGCUGAGGCCAAGCGCCUCCGUCUUGCGCACUGGAAGAUCCAGAAAGAUGCCGGUGUCGACAUCAUUCCCAGCAAUGACUUUGCCUUGUACGACCAGGUGCUCAGCCACAUCCAGGACUUCGGUGCUGUUCCAGAGCGGUACACCAGCGCUAAGCUAAACCCCAUUGAUGAGUACUUUGCGUUGGGUCGUGGCCAUCAGAAGGGUGGUGUCGAUCUUCCAUCCCUGGAGAUGGUAAAGUGGUUCGACUCAAACUACCAUUACGUCAAGCCCACCCUGCAGGACAACCAGGACUUCACCCUAGUGGCUAAGCCAAAGGCCGUGGUCGAGUUCCUCGAGGCGAAGGAGGCUGGAAUUGUCACCCGCCCUGUCCUCGUUGGUCCGGUCACCUUCCUGCACCUCGCUAAGGCUGACCGAGGCCAGUCGGUUGACCCCAUCGACCUGCUGUCCAAGCUGCUGCCGGUCUACGAUGCUCUCCUGGCGCAGCUUAAAGAGGCUGGCGCCAAGACUGUUCAGAUCGACGAGCCCGUCCUCGUUUUCGACCUGCCAGCAAAGACAAAGGCUGCUUUCAAGACUGCGUAUGACCACUUUGCGGCUGAGGCUGCCAGAAUUCCCGAGCUCGUCUUCUCCACCUACUUCGGCGAUGUUGUGCACAACUUGGAGGCUCUGCCAAAGGACAUUUACGCCGUGCAUGUUGACCUGGUACGCAACCCUGAACAGCUGGACACUGUUAUUGGUGCUCUUGGUCCCAAGACCGUGCUAUCUGUUGGUGUUGUCGACGGCCGCAACAUCUGGAAGACGAACUUGAAGCGCGCUAUUGAAAAAGUCGAAGCUGCCAUCCAGAAGCUUGGCAAGGACCGCGUCAUCGUUGCCACAUCCAGCUCACUCCUUCACACGCCGCACACGCUAGCAAGCGAGAAGAAGCUGGACGCUGAGAUCGCCGACUGGUUUUCGUUUGCCAGUGAGAAGGCUGUCGAGGUGGCUCUCAUUGCCAAGGCAGUGACGGACGGCCCUGACUCGGUUCGCGCAGAACUGGAGGCCAAUGCCAAGUCGUGGCAGGCACGUGCUACAUCCAGCCGCACUAACAACCCGAAGGUGAAGGAGCGCCAGUCGCAAAUCAAGCCAGAGGACUACAACCGCAAGUCGGAGUUCCCGGAGCGCAUUGCGCAGCAGCAGAAGAAGCUGAACCUGCCGCUGUUCCCCACUACGACCAUUGGCUCGUUUCCCCAGACCAAGGAGAUUCGGCUGCAGCGCAAUAAGCUCACCAAGGGCGAGAUCACAGAGGCCGAGUACGACCGCUUCAUUGAACGUGAGAUUGACGAGAACGUUCGCAUUCAGGAUGAGCUUGAGCUGGAUGUGUAUGUCCACGGCGAGCCAGAGCGUAACGACAUGGUGCAAUACUUUGGUGAGCGCUUGGACGGUUAUGCCUUCACCACACACGCCUGGGUGCAGAGCUACGGCUCUCGCUGUGUGCGCCCACCCAUCAUUGUGGGUGACAUCUCUCGGCCAGCGCCCAUGACGGUAAAGGAGAGCAAGUACGCCGCAUCGGUAUCCAAGAAGCCGAUGAAGGGCAUGUUGACGGGCCCAGUGACGUGCCUGCGGUGGUCGUUCCCUCGUGACGACGUGCACCAGUCAGUGCAGGCAGAGCAGCUAGCUCUAGCGCUGCGUGACGAGGUAGUGGACCUGGAGAAGGCCGGCAUUGAUGUCAUCCAGGUGGACGAGCCGGCGCUGCGCGAGGGUCUUCCUCUACGGGCUGGCAAGGAACGUGUGGCCUACCUGGACUGGGCGGUCAAGGCGUUCCGCCUGUCGACGACGGGCGUGGAGGACUCGACGCAGAUCCACUCGCACUUCUGCUACUCUGAGUUCCAGGAUUUUUUCCACGCAAUUUCUGCGCUGGAUGCUGACGUGCUGUCGAUUGAGAACAGCAAAUCGGACGCAAAGCUUCUUAAGGUGUUUGUGGACUCUGCGUAUCCGCGCCACAUUGGCCCCGGUGUGUACGAUAUCCACUCGCCGCGUGUGCCGAGUGAGCAGGAGAUUUGCGACCGCAUUGAGGAGAUGUUGCAGUUCCUGAAGCCGGAGCAGCUGUGGAUCGAUCCUGACUGCGGUCUCAAGACGCGGCAGUGGACUGAGACAAAGGCGGCACUGGUGAACAUGGUCAACGCCGCCAAGUUCUACCGGACCAAGUACUCGAAACAGUAA